AUCGUACCAUGUAAAAGCGUAAUCAGGGUCUGGUUAUUUUAUACAGAUUACAGUAAUAAUUGGCAGUGUAGUGUAAAUUGUUUGAUUUAUUGUUAAGUAAUGAUUUUCUUAAAAGAAGUUUAAUACAUGUGGCAGUAUACAACGUAAUAAACUUAAAGAUAAUGUAAUUUGUAAAGAGUACCUUCCGCAAAAUCUAUUGGCAGACCAGUCAGUCUAAGCCUAACUAGUCUUGUAAUACAGACUACAAUUACUAGUUACUACAACUACCUCAGCUUAACGUAACGUUACUUGUUAUUGGUAUAUCGUAAUAUUUCAUGCUCUGAUACGUUAGUCGACGAAUAUCGGCUUCUGGCAGUUUUGUAAAACCUGGUUCAUUAACUAGCUGGUGAUAAAGUCACACCCAGUGCUUCUUCUAACACAGUGACAUUGAUGAUAAUCCCAUAAAAGUUAAAACUAAAAAUUAAUGAGAAUGGGCCAGACGCUAUCAGAACCAGUAACAGCUAAAGAGACGUCAAGUUGUGUGAACGAGUUUGUAAAAGUAGGAGCAUCAUGCAUGCAAGGAUGGAGAAUCAAUAUGGAAGAUGCCCAUAGCCACUUGCUGUCUUUGUGUGAAGAUACGUCAGCUGCUUUCUUUGCAGUCUAUGAUGGCCAUGGAGGAGCCAAGGUUGCUCAAUAUGCAGGCAGUCACGUGCAUAAGAAAAUUGUCAAUCAUCCUUCUUACAAAAAAGGUAACAUAGAAGAAGCUAUAAAGCAGGGAUUUUUAUCAGUUGAUGCAGACAUGUUGGAAGAUGAAAGCAUGAAAGAUGAGUUGGCAGGAACGACCGCUGUUGUGGUGUUGCUGAAAGACAACAAAAUAUAUUGUGGUAAUGUGGGAGACUCCAGGGCAGUAGCAAGUGUAGCUGGACAUGUGCAGCAGUUGUCGUAUGACCACAAACCUGGAAACGAAGCCGAAACCAAAAGGAUUAUUGCAGCAGGUGGUUGGGUUGAAUUCAACAGAGUGAAUGGUAACCUUGCCUUGUCUAGAGCACUAGGAGACUUUGUAUUCAAAAAGAAUGACAAGAAGACUCCAGAAGAACAGAUUGUCACAGCAUAUCCAGAUGUAGUCGUAAGAGAAAUAACUUCUGACCACGAGUUUAUCAUUCUGGCAUGUGAUGGUAUUUGGGAUGUGAUGACUAACGAAGAAGUCGUAGAAUUUGUACGAACAAGAAUUGCAACAAAAAUGGAACCUGAACAUAUAUGUGAAGAACUUAUGACACGAUGUCUAGCUCCAGACUGCCAAAUGGGUGGACUUGGUUGUGACAACAUGACUGUUAUUUUGGUUUGUCUUCUUCAAUCGGGCAGUUAUGAGGAACUUGCUGCAAAGUGCCAGCGACCUACUUCUUCCCUGACGGAUGGUGAGUCUACACCGGAGCCAGAGGAUGAUGAUUGUUCACAAGACCAGCAGCAAUCAGUUGAUAAGUUGGCUGAUGCUACAGGCUCACAUGUAGGUGAAAAAGAACAUAGUAAAGUACAGCAGCAAUCAGUUGAUAAGUUGGCUGAUGCUGCAGGCUUACAUGUAGGUGAAAAUAAACAUAGUAAAACACUGACAUCUGGUGGCCAUGUUUCAAACACUACCCCUGAAACCUGCUUGUCUGACUUGGAAGAUGGCCAUAUGGUUGUGGCAUGAUUUCAUUAGUAGCUUGGUAUAUUGUGGCAUUCAAUCCAAACCGCAUGGCAACCAAGAUGACCGUCUGUUAUUAAGCUGUUCAUAUAGCCAUUUCAGUGAAGAAUUUUUUUAAACUAUCCAUUUCUGUGAGAGGAAAACAAAUUUUAUGCCAUUGAACUAAUAGUUUUGGCUGGUAACUAGUAGACAUGUGCCAUGAAGGAUAGCUGGUGUUCUAUUUUUGUAUAGUACUCCAUCUGCCCACCCAUCAGCACCAGAAAAAAAGACCCCAGUUAUUAAGAAAAAACGUCAUUAAUUGCAUGUUAAUCUAUUAUAAUUACUUAUGGUCUCAGAAGAGGAUUGUAAGUCAGUUUGUUAGGAAAAAUAUAUAUAAUAUGUAUUCUUGAUGUUAGAACUAAUGUUAAAAAUGUACUGAAAAACGUUGUGUGUUUGAUGUAUUAACAAUAAAUCUUAUCAUUUAGGUUGGAUUUAAUAGAGCAUAUUAGGGAUGGGAUAAAUAUUCAAUCCGAUCGGACUUUAACGUUGUGUGUUUGAUGUAUUAACAAUAAAUCUUAUCAUUUAGGUUGGAUUUAAUAGAGCAUAUUAGGGAUGGGAUAAAUAUUCAAUCCGAUCGGACUUUAUCAGAUGAAAUCCAAUCCGAUCGGACUUUAACGUUGUGUGUUUGAUGUAUUAACAAUAAAUUCUAUCAUUUAGGUUGGAUUUAAUCGAGCAUAUUGGGGAUGGGAUAAAUAUUCAAUCCGAUCGGACUUUAACGUUGUGUGUUUGUUGUAUUAACAAUAAAUCUUAUCAUUUAGGUUGGAUUUAAUCGAGCAUAUUGGGGAUGGGAUAAAUAUUCAAUCCGAUCGGACUUUAUCAGAUGAAAUCCAAUCUGAUUGGAUAUUAAUUUUGAAAUGAAUUGAUUAAUCAGAUAGCAUUUCCAUCAAUGGAUUAUCUCACUUCAUUAUAUUACUUGUACAUAUGUCAAACAUAAUAGGUAUUGCAUCUUCUAGCCCACAGGUGCUUUCCAUUAGCUUGGACACACAAUACCAUAUUUCCCAGUUUUAAAGAGUGGGAGCGUGCAGAUAUUCGUUAUGUGGUUUAAAUAAACAUCACGUCCAUCAGAUAUGUUGCCACUGUACACCAAAGGUAUGGUUGGAAGAGCAAGCACAGCAGUCUCGGUAAAGUAUUCUGUCAUGUCGCUAAGUGCCACAAUCCCUUAAAGUGCCUGCAACGGCCGUUCAUUCACGUGGGAUAUAUCCUUAUUAACUUUUCAAAAACAAUGACAAAGUAACUAGUUAUAAUGAAGUAGGAGCUCACACAUGCAGUACGUUUUCAAUAGGUAUGGCCACAUCUACUAUCCAAUCCAAAAAUAUCUGAAUCCGUUUGGAUAUCAAGAGCCAGAUAUCCAACCAAAACUAGUGUUGUCUCAUCCCUACUUUUUAUCAAAUUUAUCUGAAACAAAAGCUUUUUUUCUGGGCCUUUCUCAGUUAUAAAAAACAAAAAGACUACAGAAGAAGUAUUUAAUUAUAUUUUAUUUAUUUAAAUUGAUAUAUAAUUUUACUCAGUUAAAAUACUGUUUCUUAUUUAUACUGAGAUAUGGGAGUCUGAAUUUAGUAGUAAAAGUCAACACCAGUCUUUAACUUGUAUAGUAUCUAUAACAUAUGUUUUUAUAAUAUUUUCUUAUUCUUAGUGUAACCUGCAAAACUAGCAAGAAAACUGGUUGUAGGAGAAAUUUAUUAAUUUUUUUGUCAAUGUUCUGAAUACUUAAAUUUUCAAUUAAAUUUAUGGUUUUAGUUAUAAAUAGGUGAUUUGUUAUUUUUGGAUGUGAUGACUUGGUUUGUUGCAACUAUGGUGAUGAUAAAUGCUUGGUUUAAACCAACCACUGUAAUAAUUAAAUAUAUUAGAUGCAUAAAAAGUCAGUGCAUUUUUUACCUUUUGAAUAUAUAGAACAUUAUAAUCAAGCACUAAACAAACAUUUUGUUGCUACAAAAAUUCUAUUUGUAAACUGCUUUAUGUUGGAAAUUUUAACACUAGCAGAAAGAGCUGUGUAUAUUACUCAAUUAUACCUUACCAAUCAAAAAUACAUAUUUUAUGAAAAGAAAAAAAAAGACACGGGGAUCUGUUUAUUUUCCCAUUUUAUCUACUACUAAGAAUAUGUCAAUUUAGAUACAGUGAAAACACUAAAUAUAAACUUCCCUAGCCGAGAUGUAUCAUAGUUGGAAACACAAUGAGAUCAGAACAUAUGUUUUUUGGUACAAAAUCCAUGUAUUUUUAUUUCUCUUAACUAUAAUCACAAAACAUAAUUUUGGUUCUUCAAAAGAUUUAAGUGUUUAUUUGGAAUGUUGUCAAUUUUUGUUAUUUUACUGAUACUAUGUAUAUAUAAUGUUCAAGACAUGCUAUAUACAUAGUCACUCUUAUACAUUCCUGCUUUGUUUCUACCACUAUUACAUUUUUCUUUUAUAACUGUAUUUACUAUUCUCUUUAAAUGCUUGAGGUCUUGUAUAAUUUAUUCAGAGUGAAAAACCAUGUGUUUGUCAGGUUGGUGGAAGAUAGCUAGUUUAAUGAACUUUAGCCCCUAGGUUUUAUUGUAUGUGAAACAACAGGCCUUGGUGAAUACGAGUUCAGUUGUGUAUAAGUAAGUGAGCUAAAAAAAACUUUGAUAUUUACGUUUUGAUUUCUUGUUUUCAACCAUAUAACAGAACUACAAUGUUUGAAAAACAAAACUUUUAAUAAAUAUAUAUAGUUUAUAGUAAUUACUAGUUUAACUUGCAAUGUAUCUAAAGGAAGAUCGGUUUGAAUAUACUUUCUUCAUAUGUAUUUUGUAAAAUCAUCUUAUCAAGACAUACCGAUACAUGAAAUGGCGUGUUUAAGUAAAAAAAUAAUUUUGAACAUUAUUGCUAAGUGAAAGGUUAGUUUGUUUAAGUAAAGGUUUUAAUUUAAUCAAUGUUUUGUGCUUUAGAGAUUGAGAUAUUAAGUUAGGAGUUAACUUUUUUGAAUGUCUGUUUGAUUAAUGUUUCUUGGUAUACAUUCUGGUAACAUCCUUGUAAUUGAGCUAUAAAAAAUGUGAUGGUGAAGUUUAUAAGGGACAGUGCCGCCCGUGCCUCAAAAGGUCUAAAUACAGCCCUGAUAAUGGGUUGUAUGUUAUCUUUAACUACAAUAAGAAAUGUAGGAUCUUUUCAAUCUUAAAAAGUGAACUGAAGCGUACAAGUUCAAAUAAACCUGUCUUUCAUCAUUCUGUACAAGAGUGGAAGAAGCAACAAAUGUCUGUUAAGUUUUACAAUCAAUGGUUUCUUUUUUUCUUUACGUUAUGCAUGGAUGAAUGAAAGUUGAAUUUCCAUUUUGAAACCAAUUAUUGAAUAUAUGCAGUGUUUGAUCUUAUUCUCGGAUUAUUGAAAGUCAAAUUUCUGUUUUUAAACCGGUUAUUCAGUAUAUGCAGUGUUACUUUUUCAGUUUGGUUGCAGUUUAUGUAUACGUUUAUUUACUUAAAGAAAAAUUACUUACAAUAUUACUAAAAUUUAGAGUACUUGUUUAAAAUUUUUUUUGAAUCACUCAACAAGGUGCUUGUAUUAUUCAAAAGCCACUAGAGAAUGCUGCCUUUAUUAAAAAUAAGUUGAUGUAUUGUUUUAUAAAUUGUAGGCAACUAAUAAUAUUUCAAGUUAGAUAACAGUAUAUUUCCCUGUUAAAACACAAAUGGCUUAGGUAACUGUAUAUUUCCCUGUUAAAACACAAAUGGCUUAGAUAACAGUAUAUUUCCCUGUUAAAACACAAAUGGCUUAGGUAACUGUAUAUUUCCCUGUUAAAACACAAAUGGCUUAGAUAACAGUAUAUUUCCCUGUUAAAACACAAAUGGCUUAGAUAACAGUAUAUUUCCCUGUUAAAACACAAAUGGCUUAGGUAACAGUAUCUUUUUUUCUGUUAGUGAAACCAAAAGAGUUUCUAGUUUAAGACAACCACAAGAAAUUUAAAUAAUACGAAAAAUAAUAAUUUAUUAACUCUUGCCUUAAGCCUAACUGAGUAACUCUAAAAGGGUCAGGUAACAAGUAUUUGGACUGAGUGCAUUUAAUUUUAAAUUUUGAAAAAAUACAGUUAAAUCUGUUAUUUCACUUUGCUCUUUAUACAAGUGAUUGGAAAUAUUUGUUUUCCUGAGAUUUAAUCACAUUUGGGUAUGAAACUACACACACAAGUACGUUGUGUUCUGAUUUUGUUGAAGGAGGAGAGUAACUACAUAAGAUUUGAAAGGUUUGUUCUGGAAUGUUAGGGACAUAUGGCAGUGAAUAAUGUGUUGAAAGUUAGCUAUUUAUGUAGUGUCAUUAAGACAUUUGUUUGUUCUACAUAAAAAAAAAAAAAACUUUUUUUUUUAUAUCAUCAGAAUAUAUCAAAUAAUUUCCUCACAGGUUGUGUAACUGGAUGAGCACAGUGACUGGUAAAAAUAUGGACAUGAACAGUAUCCAACUAACGUCAAUAGGAUAGUUCUAUCAAUGAUAGAUGCUUCUGUCUCAGACAUUCACAAGACAAGUUUUUGUGCUUUGGAACAACAUCAUUUCUUGAAGUAAUGGAUCCACUGUUUUGGACAUCUAGUGAUAGCUACCUCAGUACACUUGGAUGUUACCAUAUGUAUACACAUGUUGACAAAAGAAUAUUUGAUUGAACAGAUGAAAUGAACUGGAUUUUGAACAUGCUGUUUACAGACUUUUCAUGAGUUAGUGACCAUGUGAACUUUCUUUUGUCACUUAAACUCACCAUGAUCUUGUAGAGUUCCCUGAACUCUUACUCCAGAAGAAGGGAAAGAACUUGUUUAUUGACUUAUCGUUAAUAUGAUCAGUGUGUGCAAGUUUGGUGAAAUCUGAAUAUUCUAUUUUAAAAGUCAGUUUAGGAAUGUUCACUUUACUGUUCAUUUGGAGAAUAAAAAUUUUCUAGUUUAA
Limulus polyphemus (Atlantic horseshoe crab) is the source of this 6564-nucleotide messenger RNA. Its product is annotated as probable protein phosphatase 2C T23F11.1. Bases 464 to 1666 code for a protein of 400 amino acids. Gene Ontology annotation, biological process: protein dephosphorylation. The transcript has 9 exons. The record is from RefSeq and is a predicted model, not a curated record. Gene Ontology annotation, molecular function: cation binding; protein serine/threonine phosphatase activity. Lineage: Eukaryota; Metazoa; Arthropoda; Merostomata; Xiphosura; Limulidae.